This is a messenger RNA of Actinia tenebrosa (Australian red waratah sea anemone), 2145 nucleotides long. RefSeq names its product pituitary-specific positive transcription factor 1-like. Gene Ontology annotation, molecular function: RNA polymerase II cis-regulatory region sequence-specific DNA binding; DNA-binding transcription factor activity, RNA polymerase II-specific. The record is from RefSeq and is a predicted model, not a curated record. NCBI's taxonomy places the organism in Eukaryota, Metazoa, Cnidaria, Anthozoa, Actiniaria, Actiniidae. Gene Ontology annotation, biological process: regulation of transcription by RNA polymerase II.
CUAGAUCUUCAGUCGUCAACAGAAAUGAAUAUUCAUUUUUUCUUCCAAACCGUAAGAAUUUAUCUGAGUCUGAUGAAAAAAGGUUGUAAAAAUACAAGGGUUGAAUCGUCAUGGUUGAGAUGGAGUACAGCAUCCUUCAAGUCUUGAUGGCAAGGAUCGAUCAUUUAUUUCGAUUUCCGCUUUCUCAAAGACCACGUUCUGAACGCUUUUACAAAGCUUUAGGAGUAAAAGCCGCUAUCACGCUUAAAACUGACGGUACGUUAGAUAAUACAWAUGUAUUAAGACUCGAACUUGGAAACUGUAUCAGGCGAUAUCUCGUCCAAUCUUGACCUUAUAAAUAUGCACCAAUCAAGAAUAAGCAAUCCUAGCCGUCCAAGGCACGAUGGUGCCGUUUGUGAUUCGUGUUUUUUCCGUUGGCAUGAUGGGUUAACUUAACUCUUAUCUCUUAUUCUCUCGCCUAAAGCGUCCGAGAUACAAAAAGUUAAACAUCUCGACGAAGGCUUUAAAAGACGCCGGGGCUCCUUGAAGGGACAUUUCAGUUCUCCAUUCAUUGGAUACAGGCGUGAGCUAAAACUAACUGUUUAACAAAACUGAGAGUUUUCAGUGCGUGGAUAUCAAACUCUGUCAUUUUGUUUCCUAGUCCUACUGGAUCAAACAAAUUAUAACUGAGAAAUAUCUGAGAGAUUAGUCAGUGUUUCAGCAAGAAAGCCAGCAUCAUGCGUAUGGCCUGUUCAGUACCUUAUCCCAAUGAGAAUCCAUACUCGGCAUCCUACCAACAGCAAGGACAUGAACCUUCCAUGACGAUGAGUAUGUAUGGUCCACAGCCAAGUACUCUACCAACAGCAGUCUCCCACUGCGGUAAAAUGGAGCCUAGGUUGAUGAACGUUAAUGUCAGCUCUACGUUCCAUGGCUUGAAUGGCGUGAACUCUAUUGCGCCUAUGUUGACCCACGAUCAGAGGGGACCCCCGCCUCCCUUACCAUUGGACUUUGGUGUGGACCCCUCGAAGCUUCGAGAACUUGAAGCAUUCGCGACUCAGUUUAAGCUGAGAAGAAUAAAACUUGGUUACACACAGACGAACGUUGGUGCUGCUCUUGCUGCAGUUCACGGGACUGACUUUAGCCAAACUACCAUCUGUCGUUUCGAAAAUCUGCAGCUAAGUUUCAAGAACGCUUGCAAGUUGAAGCCCAUUUUGGAGAGAUGGUUGGACGAAGCUGAACGAAGUGGAGGAGCUUGUGGAGAAAAGUUUGGCUCGGAGAGAAGACGAAAAAGAAGGACGACGAUAGGUCUGGCUGCUAAAGAGGCAUUGGAAAACCACUUUAUGAAACAAACUAAACCCUCUUCACCCGAAAUUGUAAGGAUCGCGGAUGGGUUACGUCUUGAUAAAGAAGUCGUACGGGUUUGGUUCUGUAACCGAAGACAGCGAGAAAAAAGAGUCAAGACGUCGUUAAAUCUACACAACUUCCUGGGGUAUAAGUCUGAAUGUUAAACUCGUAAAUAUGGAAUGGCAUGAAAAGACACUUUUUAACUCCUUCUCUUCUAAGCGGAUGUGAAGUCUGAAUGUUGAACUCGUAAAUAGUUUAAAGUCAUGCAAAAACACUUUUUAACUCUUGCUCACUUCUAAGCGAUCGAAUAAGAUACAUAUGCAUGUAUAUACAUAAGAAAACCGUAUAUUCGUAUGUGACAUUGAUUUUCACUGCCUCGUAUAUAUAGCUCCAGAGGAUUGUUUCAGUUGUGUUGGAAAUAACUUUCAAGUAGCUCUUUGAGCAUAUAAAGACAGUGUACUUCACUGAAGCAAUGUUAGAGGAAUUUUAGUUUUUUUUUAGGAUUUCAUUACAGCUAGAGAUAGUCAACGCUCAAAAUCUUGCUUAAACAAUUAAGCAGUAUUGAAUAAAUAUCGAUAAGGUAUUAAUAAACUAGCAAAUUAGAAGUUAUUACACAAUGGCAGGUUGUCUGUAAGAGAUUUUUGUAGAAGAAUGUAUACGGUAGUAUGAAUUUAACGCACUAGAUAUAACGGGAAAUAGUUCUAGAAAAUUAGAGGAUUAAGAUUGACUUAUGCGCGAAAUAUUGACGAUUCAUUUAAUGUACAAUAAUCUGUAAUUAUAAAGGAACUUUUGUUUCUGCAAACGUAACAAUAAUAAAACAAG